AUGGAAGCCCUAAGCCAGUCAGCUUCCCAUCAUGCCUGCCUCAAGGGCUUUCCGUCCUCUCAAGGGGCUCACACUGCCACUCUUAUUUUGCUUUCUCAUCUGAACGUUCAUGGGUUUCAUUCCCCCUUCCCAAUAUUUGCAGUUGAUGGGAACCUAGUGGUAAAUAAGAAAGCCCGCCCUCUUCUGGCAGCUUUGAUUGGUGGGAAGGUCUGGCUAAGCCCUGUUUCAUCUAGUCUUCCAGUUGGGACCCUAGGCUAUACAAGUAAGGAGAGAGACGAGUCCGUGGACAACCCUGUCAGGUCCAGUUUGACCCUAGGUCUCAGUCCAGGGGAAAAGGCUGACCUUUUGGCUGGAAUUGAUCAUGAAAAGGGGGUUGGAGGAGCUGACAGGAGAGAUGAGUGUGAGAGCUGGGAUGGGCAGGAAGGGGCUCAAUCUCAGCACUUAACUACCACUCCCAAGGCAGUCAGCCACAGGAAGAAGUGUCCAGACAGGAGAGGAAGAGAUGGUGCCUACAACCUGAAGCAACUCCCAGAGAUAUCACCUAGCUGCCGAGUCCUCCCAAAUGUUGCCACAUCCCUCAGGAUGGCUUCUGAAUCUGCAGAUGACAAGGGGAUGGGAAGAGACAUCACUUCUAUUAAGGACUUUACCCAAACUCUUCCUUCAGGCCCAACUGAACCCUUCUUCUCCUUCUCCUUAGUGCCUCCACCUGUGCCUUACAUGGUGUCUGAAACACUCUUAAGAUUAAUAGGUCUGUCUCUUCUCCCACCCCCAAGCUCUGGAGCUUCUGGAGGGAAGGCAAGGCCCAGGCCUCAGUCUGUCUCCACUUCCAGGCCAAAGGCCUGCAGUCUAGUUGUAGAAGGAGGUAGGAGCAUCAGUUGGAGCUCCACACUGUGCAUACGACUCUGUUUCCUUUGCAUUGCAGAGUCCAGUGGUACAGGAUACCACCCCUUGGGAGUGGCGCCUGAGGUCUGAGGUACAUGGUCAGUGGGUCCUUGAAGGGGCAGACACUAACCAUGCUUCCCAGAAGACCUGAAAUUGUGAUGGGAGAAGAGGGGUUAGGAAGCAGAGGAACAGGGUUCUUGCCCCUGGGCACUCACAUGAAAGGAAGGGGAACAGCCCCUUGUGAACCUCCACCUGGGUGCUCAGCUUCAUGUGAGAUAUUUCACAAAGUCCCCAACAGACACAGGAAACAGACCCCUAGGAAAACAGGCCUCACCUAGGCAUAUCAGCCUGGCAGAGCUGGGAUUUUCACCAAAUCUUUGUGACCCUAAGGCCUGUGCUAGACAGAAGGGGUCCAAAGUAAUCAGCCUGCCAUCAGGAAAUAGUUCACAGUGGGAGCUCAGUGUUGAUCUCUGCUGUUGGUAGGUUGGGAAUUCAGCAGUGCUAGGGCCACAGUGGCCUUGGUAGGUUAGAAGAUCAUAUUGUCGAGGUACAUAACCUCCAUGCCUAUCUCUAUUGGUUAUAUAUUUGCUACAUAACAAAUUACCUCAAAAACAGUGGCUUAAAACAACGUUUUAUCUCACAGUCCCUGUGGUUAGGAAUCUGGGCUCAACUUAGCUGAGUUUCUAUUUCAGGGUCUCACAGCCAGCAAGGUGUGAGCUAGGGCUACAGUCAUCUCAAGGCUUGACUGGGGAAGGAUCUACUUUCAAGCUGACUCAUGUGGCUGUUGGCAUAUUCAGUCUUGCUGGCUGUUGGCUGGGGGUCACUCUCAGGUUCCUUGCCAUGUGCACCUUUUCAUAGGGUGGCUCACAAUAUGGCAGCUUGCUUCAUCACAGCAAUCAAGUAAGAUGAGCUAGAGAUAGAAGGAGAGUGCCCACAUGCCAGACAGAACUCAUAGUCUUUAUAACCUAAUUUCAGAUGUGACGUCCCAUCACUUUUGCAAUAUUCUAUUCGUUAGAAGUCAGUCAGUUACUGCCGGGCACAGUGGCUCACGCCUGUAAUCCCAGCACUUUGGGAGGCCGAGACGGGCGGAUCACCUGAGGUCAGGAGUUCGAGACCAACCUGACCAACAUGGAGAAACCCCAUCUCUACUAAAAAUACAAAAUUAGCUGGGUGUCGUCGUGCAUGCCUGUAAUUCCAGCUACUCAGGAGGCUGAGGCAGGAGAAUUGCUUGAACCCGGGAGGCAGAGGUUGCGGUGAGCCAAGAUCGCGCCAUUGCACUCCAGCCUGGGCAACAAGCGCAAACUCCGUCUCAAAAAAAAAAAAAAAAAAGAAAAGUAGGUCAGUUACUAGGUCCAGGCCACGCUCAAUGGGAGGGGAUUACACAAAGGUGUGAAUACCAGGAGGUGGGGGGUCCUUGGGGGUCAUCUUGGAGACUGACUACUAUAGUUUUCCACUGGUCCUGGUGAUUCAUGUUGCCUCCACAUGCAAAAUGCAUUCAUCACUUCCCAAAGUCUCUAAAAGUCUCAUCCAAUUACAGCAUUGCCCCAAAAUCCAGAACAUCUAAAUCAGGUCCAUAUAUGAAAGAGGCUCUUUGAGUAUGGCUUCUUAACUACUAUUUUUCUCCAUCUUUAGAUUUGUGAGACAAUUUUUUUUUGGUAAAAAAUUAUUUUUUGGCCGGGUGCGGUGGCUCACGCCUGUAAUCCCAGCACUUUGGGAGGCCGAAGUGGGCAAAUCAGGAGGUCAGGAGAUCGAGACCAUCCUGGCUAACACGGUGAAACCCCGUCUCUACUAAAAAUACGAAAAAUUAGCCGGGAGUGGUGGCGGGCGCCUGGAGGCUGAGGCAAGAGAAUAGCUUGAACCCGGGAGACGGAGCUUGUAGUGAGCCAAGAUCACGCCACCGCACUCCAGCCUGGGCUACAGAGCAAGACUCCGUCUCCAAAAAAAAAAAAAAAAAAAGAAAAUUAUUUUUUAUUUUUAUUUUGUUGUAGAGACGAGAUCUUACUAUAUUGCCCAGACUGUUCGCAAACUCCUGGGCUCAGACAAUCCUUCCACCUUGGCCUCCCAAAGUUCUGGGAUUACAGGCGUGAGCCACCGUGCCCGGCUGAUUUGUGAGACUUAAGAGGCACGUUGUCUGUCCCCAACACACCCAACGUACAAUGGUGGAAUAGCCAUAGGACAACUACUACAGACAUUCUGGUUCAAAAAGAGGGGAAAUGGGAGACAAAGGAGUUACUGGUCUAUAACAACUCUGAAAUCCAGCUGGGAAAAUGGAAGUUUCAUGAUUAGAUGUCAAGGCCUGGGAAUAAUAUUCUAAGGCUCUGCCCUCUGACCUCUUGGUUUUACCCUCUGUACCUUCCUUUUUCAUGAAAGGCAGCACAUGUUUGCAGCUGAACAGUUUCCCCAGUUUGCUUCCUGCCAGUAGAAUUUUGGGGGUCCAGUGGCUUUUUUUCAUUUUGUCCUGUCUGUAAUCAGCUGCCACCAAGAAAUAGUUCCACAGUGGGGCUUGGGUUACUGUUCUGUUGGCAGGUUGGGCACUCAGCAGUGGCUUAUAGCCAGAUUGGUCUUGGUGGAAGUCCAUAUUGUGGAGUCCAUGCAUAACCUCCAUGCCUGCCACCAUGGCCAUUUUGUUCAGGAAUCCACUGGGCAAAGAAAAAGGUGACAGAUAAGAGGCUGACUGACAUCACAGAACAGGACACCUACCUGUCUACUUGAUUGAGCUCCUCUUCUGCAGUGGACUCUCUCUGGUGCUUAUGUGGGACAUGAAUAUCUCUGCCCAUUGCAAGAGGGACAGCCAUAUGCUCUUCCUCAGACCUCGCCAAUAAUAUUUCAGUCCUGUUAUUUCCAAGUCCUUCACCAUUUAGCCGAAUCAUUAACAACUACUCAUGAAACAGUGGAAACCUAUCUAUACCUCUGACCAGCUAUGUGACCUGGCAGUUGUUCUACUGGGAGAAUUUCCCUUCUCACUGUCCUUCAGGAUCAACCCUAAGUAGGGCUGUAACACUACAGCUAGCUACUUCAGCAGGGCCAGCAUAUCAUGCAGGGCUAUGUAUAAACCAAGCUGGAAUAGAAUAUUGUAUCCCUUAGUCACCUGGUCACAGGGAAUUCCCCAUGAGGCUUCAGGUGUGGGUGAGAGAGGGAUGGCAGUACAGCAGAUGGGAGUAUGAUUCACUUGCUCAGGCAGCUUAUUCAUCAUCUAGGCCUGCUUGUGUAACUAUUCCAUUCGGUGGUGGAGUGCUACUGCACGUAGAUAACUUCAUGGCUUGAUGAGACAGUUAACACACAACUCACCAUGGGGAGCUCAGCUUGCCUGGGUCACUUGGAGUCCUAUGUUCAGCCAAUCAUUCACAAAAUAGACCCACUUUUCCAUUUUUA
Molecule: messenger RNA, 4254 nt
Organism: Symphalangus syndactylus (siamang)
Lineage: Eukaryota; Metazoa; Chordata; Mammalia; Primates; Hylobatidae
Source: RefSeq, a predicted model, not a curated record